CCGAGAGAAAAUCGGAACGGGGAUACGGGAAGGAGAUGAAGGCAACGACAGGCGGUUUUCCGAAUGGUUUUCGGCCGCUUCUCGUUUCAGGAUAAUGAAUGACUGCGUCCUCACAGAGGUCUCUGUUAGCCGCCUCUAGUGGUGGAGACGGCUAGAAGGAGGAGUUCCCGUGGCGCGUGACUGAGGACAGGAGAAGGAUGAUUUCGAGGAGGAUCGUGUCGUUUCUGCUCUUCGUCACCGUCGUCUCUCCUCUCAUACUCUUCAAGGAGAGGCUAGGGACGUUCACUCAGUUUCCCGCUAACCGGGAAAUCGAUGAGGAAAUAACAGUUGCGGAGUACCAAAGCAGGAAGAAAGAGUUAAUUGGAAAUAUUCAUCUACAUACUUCCAGUGGUUCCUUACCCAAAUUUAACUCUACUGAAUCUGAUUCUAUUCUGGAAUAUUUUGGAGAGCAUAAAUCUAGGGUUCUAUCAGCAGCUGACAAUGGUGCUCACUCUGGUGUGGCCACCGGUGGAAAUGAAAGUCACAUUGAUCAAAUAACAAGUCAGAUACGUGAGAAUGCUCAUAUAGAACAGGUAACGAGUCAGUAUCAUAAAGAAAAAGAUGACAGUGUACAAAAAUCUAAUGCGAAUGCAAAAAUUGAUCAAGCAAGCAACAAGGCAUUUGAUCUUUCUGAAGAGGAAAAGAAAGAAAAGGCAGAUUUUGUGAAUAAAGAAGAAAAAGCAAAAGAAGUAAGAGUGCAGGUUCUCCCAAGAAAGCAGAGAGAAGAAGCGGCAUUUGGAGGCUUGCACAAGACGAUGGAGACAAAUGAGUUGGAGAAUAAUGGUCGAAGAAGGUCUCGUAAGGCCCCUAGUGAAAGGCAGAUCAGUUCACCACCUAUGCCAGAUGCUAAUGUUCGGCACAUGAAAGAUCAGCUGAUCAGGGCAAGGGUCUACGAAAGUUUUGGAUCUGUCUGGACUGACCAUAACUUUAUUAGAGAAUUAAGAACUAGGGUAAAGGAGAUUCAGCGUGCACUCGGCGACGCAACAAAAGAUUCUGACUUGCCAAGGAAUGCCUAUGAGAAACUGAAGGCAAUGGAGAAGACUUUGGCCAGAGGUAAGCAGAAUCAGGAGGAUUGUUCCGGUGUGGUAAAAAAACUUCGUGCCAUGCUUCAGUCCACAGAGGAGCAGAUGCAAGCGCAGGAGAAGCAGACCAUGUUUUUAAAUCAGCUUGCAGCAGAGACACUUCCAAAAGGUCUUCACUGUCUUCCACUUCGUCUUUCUUCAGAAUAUUACUCACUGAACCGAAGCCAACAAGAGCUCCCGUACCAGCAGAAGCUGGAAGACUCCAACCUCUAUCAUUAUGCUUUGUUCUCAGAUAAUGUGUUGGCAACCUCGGUGGUUGUAAACUCAACUAUAGUGCACGCCAAGGAUCCUGAGAAACAUGUUUUCCACAUUGUUACUGAUACGGUGAACUAUGCAGCUAUGAAGAUGUGGUUUCUCGCUAACCCCCCUGGAGAUGCGGCUGUCCAGGUUCAAAAUUUGGACGAAUUUACAUGGCUUAAUGCAAGUUAUAGCCCAGUACUCAUGCAACUUGGUUCACCAUCCAUGAAAGACUACUACUUCAGAGGCCACCCCACAAACAUUGACACUGACUUGAAGUAUCGAAAUCCAAAGUACAUUUCAAUUCUGAAUCAUUUGCGAUUCUAUUUACCAGAGAUCUUCCCAAAGCUCCAUAAGGUGCUUUUCUUGGAUGAUGACGUUGUUGUUCAGAAGGAUCUGACCCCACUGUGGUCAAUUGAUCUUCAAGGCAAGAUCAACGGGGCAGUUGAAACAUGUCAAGAAAGCUUCCAUCGGUUUGACAAGUAUCUCAAUUUCUCAAAUCCUCUAAUCGCGAAAAAUUUCGAUCCUCAGGCAUGUGGAUGGGCCUAUGGAAUGAAUAUUUUUGAUUUAAAACAAUGGAGAAAGCAUAACGUGACUGAGCUGUAUCAUUCGUGGCAGAAACUGAAUCACGAGAGACUGCUGUGGAGACUGGGAACGUUGCCUCCUGGUUUGCUAACGUUUUGGAAGCAAACAUUUGCACUAGAAAGGUCUUGGCACGUUCUGGGCCUUGGCUAUAAUCCGAGCAUCGAUCCGAAGGAAAUUGAGCGAGCAGCAGUGAUACAUUAUAAUGGAAACAUGAAACCCUGGCUUGAGAUCAGCAUGCCGAAGUACCGCCAGUAUUGGACUAAUUAUGUCGACUAUGAUCAGGCUUAUCUUCGAGAGUGCAACAUCAAUCCUUAAAGCCAUGCGAAGGCCUGUUGGACCUUCGUGAUCUGACAGCAAUUUUGCAGGUUUGAUUCUUUGUAUAUUUCAUAAUUGAGAGCUUCGGCCUCUGCACAAGCUUUUAGAGGUAACACGUCGUGUAAUUUACGAGGCUCGACCAGUGUACCAUUUCACGGCGAGCUCCUGGCAAACUUUUUUCGUUUUCCUUUUUGAAUGCUGAGAUCGCCUAUUGACCGUAUUUAUCGCCCUGAUGGUUUAUUUUCCCUCAAUCUCUGUAGAAGAUUUAAACUUGCCCCUCUCACCGAUGAAGAUCAAAUCUGACGCAUGACCUGUCGCAUUUGACUUGCUUUUCAAAAUAAUUUAGACUGACCAUGAAUUUAGAAGCCUAAAGAUCAGCCGACACAAUGUACUCUUCACAAAUUAUUCGUAAGAGGAAAAAAUUAGUUUCAUGAAAAAUUGAAAAAUAAAUAGUUUUUUUUUAUAAAAAAAUUACGGGUUCUUGUUUUAUUGAUUUGUGAAAAGUUUUAGAGGUGAUCCUGGAGCUUUUCAUAAGAAUAAUUUAAAUAUUUUAACGAGAUCUAUUUGUAUCUUGUUCAAAUUUUAUAUAUAGUAUUCUCUAAAUUAACUCAGGUUAGGCAUGAGAUUAUUGGCCAUAAAAUCCCCAAAAUCAAAGAUGCUCUAAUCAUAUACAUAUCCCAAUUGGUCCUCGUGGGUCUGAACGCUGCACAUUUAAGAUGAAAACGCCUUGGUUGCUUCGCGAAGACGAUCUCUAUCCGAUCAAGCCUGAGAUGAUUGAUGUCCUGCACGCAUGGUAGGUAGAGACAUACAGAUAUGGAUUACGAUCCUCCUGUCAGUUAUCUUUGAUAUACCUUCAACAGCGUGGGAGGAACUCAGGACUACCGAUCGUGGAUUAUAAUCGUUCAAGAUCAGUUUCGGGCAUAUAAUAUCAUUUAUCUUAAUCUACUAUCUAAUUUCUUGUGUGAUCUUAAUCUCCUAGCUCACCAAGGAAACUAAAGUCUCCUGAAUGUAUAAAUUGGCAACUGUCAGCGGUGCUGAGUUAUCUAUUAAAUUAUACAUGACCAGAACCGACUAGGACUCUACCUUCUAUACAAACCUCUCGUAGCAGGUGGCUAUCUUACACUUGGCGUUUCUGAUGCUUUGGGUA
Nymphaea colorata (pocket water lily) is the source of this 3405-nucleotide messenger RNA. Its product is annotated as probable galacturonosyltransferase 4. Gene Ontology annotation, molecular function: polygalacturonate 4-alpha-galacturonosyltransferase activity. NCBI's taxonomy places the organism in Eukaryota, Viridiplantae, Streptophyta, Magnoliopsida, Nymphaeales, Nymphaeaceae. The record is from RefSeq and is a predicted model, not a curated record. The transcript is spliced from 8 exons. The coding region runs from base 198 to 2258 and encodes 686 amino acids.